This is a messenger RNA of Aspergillus pseudonomiae, 2184 nucleotides long. RefSeq names its product thioester reductase domain-containing protein. The transcript is spliced from 2 exons. The record is from RefSeq and is a predicted model, not a curated record. Bases 13 to 2184 code for a protein of 723 amino acids. NCBI's taxonomy places the organism in Eukaryota, Fungi, Ascomycota, Eurotiomycetes, Eurotiales, Aspergillaceae.
CUCUUAUCCACGAUGGUGUUUGAACAUCCCAACCUCCAGGUUCCGCGCAACUGCGGCCGGCGGCUGAUGCCCGCCGUGCUCGACGAAGUGGCCGAGAGCGAUCCCCAGCGAGUGUUCGUCUCAGUGCCCAAGAGCUCCAACCUAGCCGAUGGCUUCAAGGACAUUCCUUAUGGCACGUUCGCCAAGGCUGUGAACAAGUGUGCCUGGUAUCUGCGCGAGCAGCUCGGCGAGGACUCAAUCCCGAAGACCAUUCUCUACAUGGGUCCGCUGGAUGUGCGAUACCUGGUCAUCAUCCUGGCGGCGGCCAAGGCAGGCCACAUGGCCUUCUUCAGCUCGCUCCGCAACAGCUUAGAAGCCCACCUCUCCUUACUAGACAAGUGUGGCUGCGACACAGUCCUCGUGCCCAGCCGUGCACCGGCCAUCCUCGGCCAGAUCUUUGCCGCGCGCCCCAUGGAGCAGAUCGCGGCUCCCGAAGUAGACUUCUUCUUUGAAGACCUUGACCAAGUGCCCCCGAUCCCAUUUACCCUGACCUGGGAAGAAGCCAAAACCAAGCCCUUCUGCGUUCUCCACACGUCCGGCUCGACGGGCAUCCCCAAGCCCGUCUUCGUCACCUACGGCACCUUCGCCAGCAACGACGCCCACCAGCUCAUCCCCUCCCUCGGCGGCAAGCCAACGCUCAUCAACUACCUCUCGGGCCAGCGGCUCUUCCUGGCCCUCCCUGUCUUCCACGCCGCCUGCCUCACCUUUACCCUCGUGUUCAACAUCUUCGGCGGCGUCACCUGCGUCCUGCCCCCACCCGAGCCCCUAACCGCCGACCUGGCCAACCAAGCCUUCCUCCACGGCAACCUCGACGGCGCCCUAAUGGCCCCCUCCCUAAUCGUCGACUGCUACAACAACAACGCCCACUGCGUAAACAUGGUCCAACGCCUCAAAUUCCUCUCCUACGUCGGCGGCGCCCUGCCGGAGGAAGUAGGCAACGUGCUCACCACGCGUAUCAAACUAAUGACGAUGAUGGGCUCGUGCGAAACCGCCCUGCACCCACUCGAACUCAACCCGGACCCCGCCGACUGGCAAUACCUCACCAUCAGCCCGUUCCUGGGCCACACCUUCCGGGCGGACCGCGACGGGCUCUCCGACCUCGUCUUCAUCCGCGACCCGCGCUUCGAGCUCUUCCAGGGCGUCUUCCGCACCUUCCCCGACAAGACCGAGUUCGCCAUGGGCGAUCUCUUCGAACAGCACCCGCGCCGCCCGGAGUCAUGGGUCUUCCGCGCCCGCACAGACGACAUCAUCGCCUUCACCACCGCGGAGAAACUCAACCCCGUCACCAUGGAGAGCGUCAUCUCCGCAAACGCCAAGGUCAAGUCCGCCGUCGUGGGCGGCCAGGGCCAGUUCCAGGCCUCCGUGCUCAUUGAGCCGUACACGUAUCCGCGGAGUAAGGAAGAAGAGGACCAGUUUCUGCGUGAUGUCUGGCCGAGUAUUCUGCAGGCGAAUCGGGAUUGUCCGGCCCACGGACGUAUUAUGCGGGGCUUUGUGAUGCUGACGAAGCCGGACAAGCCGAUGCCCAGGGCGGGCAAGGAUACCGUGCAGAGGCAUCAGGUGUUGAAGUUGUAUGCGGAGGAGUUUAGGGAGUUGUAUGACCGCAUGAGGCCGCAUGUGAAGAAGGAUGGGGUUGCUGUGCAGGAGGUGGAGAGGGAGGCGGUGGCGGUGGAUGUUGGUGACGGUGACCUCGAUCGUAGGGUCGAGGAGGCGCUGCAGCGGGUUUUGCCGGGGGCGGUUGAACGCGCUGUGCAGGAUGUGUUGGCGCGGUUGCUUGCUGGGCUGACGGGGCAGCUGGCGCCUGUGGCUUCGCAGAGUGUUCCUGUGCAGCCGCCGGUGCAUGUCAAUGGGGAGGUGAAUGGGGUGACAAAUGGGGUUGAAGAGGUGGUGCAGCCGGCACCCCCUGAGUUGAAGAAGGUCAUUUAUGAUCAGCUGGGUGAGAAUAUGGAUAUUAGGGAGGUCAAGGAUGACUCGGAUUUGUUCCAGUUUGGGUUGGACUCGCUGGUGGUCAUCGAUUUGACCAAUGCGCUGAACACCUAUAUUAUCAAAUGGAGGCCAGGGAAGGAGUUGUUGGAGCCGAAGGUGGUGUAUGAUAACCCAACGGUGGAAAGGAUACUGGGUCUGGUUGAGGACGCUGGGAAAGCAUAA